GCUGCUGAUGGAGGAUUCCCACGCUGCUGGAUCCUGGUGUACUCCACUCCAUUUUUUCCCGCUCUCUUAACGUGAGUGUGAGUGUGUGUGAGAGAGAGAAGCCGAGUGUUGUUUACAGCGGCGGAUCUCCUGAGCUGAGCUGAGCUGAGCUGAAUCCGUCUGGCCGUUGCAGUGCAGCCCAGCGCCGCUGUGUCCACACUGUGGAACCAAACCUGCUGCUGGUGUUUUUGUCAGAGAUAAAAAACAAGAAUCAUCUAUGAUUUUCUCUUUUUUGUGGUCGACGUGGGAAAAAAGGGUCCCUUCCAAAAAGCAACCCAAGAGCUGCUCUGCUUUCUCCUUCCUCGCGUCUCGAAAGGAGGAAAAAAACAACAGGAGGAUUUAUUUGGACUGAAAAACAGCCCGUGAGAGCGGGGUGAAGGCAGGCAGACUGAGAGAGAGAGAGAGAGAGAGAGAGAGAGAGAGAGAGAGAGGCGGGGAGAGAGGGGGCUGCUGCAGCUGGUGUGAAACCAUUUUUGUCCUGGCGGAUAUUUUGGAUGGAGCACUGUUGGGAGGCUCGCUGAGCGGCUCGUUCAUUCAUAGCCUGUCCGGGUCUCUCCAUCCUCUCUGGAGCGACCUCGCGGUCUCCUCACUCACGCGCCGCGGGGCUCGUGGGGGUCCUCCUCGGUCGGGCCUACAAACCCCCUCACUCACUCACACGCUGGGGCUCAGCGGGGCAUUUUGGCGGACGGAGCGCGAGCGAGGCUAACCGACUUAGCUUCCGAGGGGCUUUCUCUCUCUCUGUGUCUCUCAAGAAAUGGAGGCUGAGGACGCGGACUGUCGUUCGUGUGAAAUUCGUGGCUCGACUGUUUUCAUAAGUCACGCGGCGUCGCGUCGCUGGCAGGAAUAACGAGACGUUUUACUGCUCUAAUUCACCUGAACGCGCUCUCUGAAGGAAAGAGGGAUCUGCUGCUGGUACCAGAAGUUUUACUGGCUGCUUCUUCCCACCUCGCUUCAGCGCACGAAGGAAAACAACAACGCGGAUUUGUUUUCCCCUCACACACUCACACAUUCACUCUCUCACUCUCUAUCCUUACAUGUAGAGGAACUGUCGAGUCAGAGCUGCUUUUUAUUCGUUUUUUUCCGCGCUCUCGAGCGCGCUGUGCUGUGUUAUAUUUGUGGGACAAGGCCUUUCUAUUUUCGGGAGAUUGAUUAAUGUGACAGGAAUGAGAUCUGGAACGGCGAGGAGUAUUUCGACCUUAUUCUGGGGUCUUGUGCUCUGGCUCUCUGCGAGCUGCCCGUGGUCCGCCAGCGGAGAGAUCUGUGGUCCUCACAUCGAUAUCCGGAAUGACAUCAGCGAGUUCAAGAAGCUGGAGAACUGCACGGUGGUGGAGGGCUACCUGCAGAUUCUCCUGAUAGGAGACAAGAACCACAACCCAUACCAGGAGUUCCGCUCCCUCAGCUUCCCCAAGCUCAGGAUGGUGACCGACUACUUGCUGCUGUUCCGAGUGGCGGGCCUGGACAGUCUCAGCAUGCUCUUCCCCAACCUCACAGUCAUCCGAGGACGCAACCUCUUCUACAACUACGCCCUUGUGAUCUUCGAGAUGACCAGCUUGAAGGACAUUGGCCUGUACAGUUUGAAGAACAUCACGCGAGGGGCCAUCAGGAUUGAGAAGAACCCAGAGCUGUGCUAUGUCGACUCGGUGGACUGGUCACUCAUUAUGGAUGCAGAGUUUAACAACUACGUCGCUGGGAACAAGCCGUCCAAAGAGUGUGGAGAUGUGUGCCCUGGCAUCAUAGAGGAGAACCCAGAGUGCCCCAGGACCAGCUUUAACGACAACUAUAGCUACCGCUGCUGGACCUCCAACCACUGCCAGAAAGAGUGCCCACCCGAAUGUGAGCGGCGGACGUGCACGGAUAACAAGGAGUGCUGCCACCCACAGUGCCUGGGGAGCUGCACUGAACCUGACAACGACAUGGCCUGUGCCGCCUGCCAACACUACUACCACGAGGGUCGCUGUGUGCCCGACUGCCCACCGGGCACCUACCGCUUCGAAGGUUGGCGCUGCAUCACUAUGGAGACAUGUGCCCGGGUGCAUCUGCCCAGUGAGGUGGACUUCGUCAUCCACAAUGGCGAAUGUAUGCCCGAGUGCCCGCCCGGAUUCACCCGCAACGAGAGCCAAAGUAUGUUCUGCAGUGCAUGUGACGGCCUGUGUGAUAAGGUGUGUGAGACUAAAACCAUUGACUCCGUGGACGCCGCUCAGUCUCUGCAAGGCUGCACUGUCAUCAAAGGCAACCUGCACAUCAACAUUCGCCGGGGCAAUAACAUUGCAUCAGAGCUGGAGAGUUUCAUGGGGCUGAUCCAGACAGUGACGGGUUAUGUGCGGAUCAAACACUCACACACUCUGGGCUCCCUAUCCUUCCUGAAGAGCCUGCGCUAUAUUAACGGGGAGGAUCUUUUAGACCACAUGUAUGCAUUCUCAGCACUUGACAACCAGCACCUGCAGUACCUGUGGGACUGGAGCCAGCACAACUUGACCAUUCGGGCAGGAAAGCUCUUCUUCCGCUCUAACCCCAAACUCUGCUUGUCUGAAAUCCGCAAGAUGUGGGAGAAAACAGGCAUCACAGAAAAAAUGGAGGAAGAUGACAUCCGCAACAACGGCGAGCGAGCCAGUUGUGAGACUCAUAUCCUGAAGUUCAAAUCCAACCAAACACAGAGCAAUCGAAUAAAGCUCACAUGGGAGCGUUACCGACCGCCGGACUACAGAGACCUCAUCAGCUUUAUAGUCUACUACAAGGAAGCACCAUUCCAGAACAUCACUGAGUUUGACGGGCAGGACGGCUGCGGGUCCAGUAGUUGGACUAUGGUGGACGUGGACCUCCCUCAGGAUAAAUCCCUGGAUCCAGGAGUGCUGCUGUACCCACUCAAGCCCUGGACACAGUACGCAGUCUUCGUGAAAGCCAUCACCCUUGUGGUGGAGGAUAAGCAUAUUUUGGGGGCCAAGAGUGAAGUGGUCUACAUCCGCACCAAAGCCUCAGAGCCCUCAAUGCCCCGGGAUGCUCGUGCGUAUGCAAACUCCUCGUCAUCUCUAGUGGUGAAGUGGUCUCCUCCUAUCUCUCCCAAUGGGAACUCUACCUUCUACCUGCUCCGCUGGCAGCAGCAGCCUGAGGACCGCGAGCUCUAUCAGCACAACUACUGCUCAAAAGAAUUGAAGAUCCCGAUCCGAAUCUCAGCCACAGCCCUGUCGGACGUGGAGGAGGACACUAAGCCCACAAAAUCAGACGCAGGCAGUGCUGAGAAGGGCCCAUGCUGCCCAUGCCCCAAAACCAAGGAGGAUCUAAAAGCCGAAGCUGAGGAGCGUGCCCUCAGCAAGGUGUUUGAGAACUUCUUGCACAACGCUGUCUUCACACCCAGGCCUCCAGACAGACGUCGUAGGGAUCUGUUCGGGGUGGCUAAUGGCACAUUAGUGCGUGGUUUGGGCCAGAAUGUAACCAUGCAGGAUGGCAACAUGACUGACCCGGAGCUUGUGGAGCGUGUGUAUCCGUUCUCAGAGACCACAGUGUACACUGAGUUCAUGGAGAUUGUGAACCUGCAGCCAUUCACCGUCUACCGCAUCGACAUCCACGCCUGCAACCAUGAGGUUGAGCGCUGCAGCGCCGCUGCUUUCGUCUUUUCCCGGACCAAACCUGCAGAAAAAGCAGACGAUAUUCCCGGCCCAGUGACUCAUGAGAAGGAUGAGAGGGCAGAGGACAUGGUUGUGCUGAGGUGGCCUGAACCCCCUCGACCCAGCGGACUCAUUCUUAUGUAUGAAAUCAAGUAUCGUCAGGGAACAGAGCCUGAGAAGCACGAGUGCGUGUCACGUCAGCAGUACCGGGAGCUGAGAGGAACAAGAUUGACCAACUUGGGUUUUGGCAAUUACUCGGCCCGAGUGAGGGCUACCUCACUGGCUGGCAAUGGCUCCUGGACCGAGCCAGUGUCCUUCUACGUUCCUCCACCUCACCAAGCCUAUGAGAACAUGCUCUAUCUAGCCAUCACUGUCCCCAUCAUAGUGCUGAUCGCGCUUAUUGGCCUCAUCAGCACCAUCAUCAUUGUUAAAAAGAAGAGGCACAGUGAUAGAUUGGGGAAUGGGGUUCUAUAUGCCUCUGUGAACCCUGAGUACUUCAGUGCAGCAGAGAUGUACGUACCAGAUGAGUGGGAAGUGGCACGGGAGAAGAUUACUUUGUGUCGAGAGCUGGGUCAGGGUUCCUUUGGCAUGGUGUAUGAAGGCAUUGCCAAAGGUGUUGUCAAGGAUGAACCUGAGACCAGGGUGGCCAUCAAGACGGUCAAUGAGUCAGCCAGCAUGCGCGAACGCAUAGAGUUCCUCAAUGAAGCCUCCGUCAUGAAAGAGUUCAAUUGUCACCAUGUGGUGCGGCUGCUUGGCGUGGUUUCACAAGGUCAGCCCACUCUGGUGAUCAUGGAGCUGAUGACACGAGGGGACCUGAAGAGCUACCUGCGCUCCCUCCGCUCCAAACAGCAAGGGUCAUGUAGCCAACACCUGCCAUCACUGAAGAAGAUGAUUCAGAUGGCCGGGGAAAUCUCAGACGGCAUGGCAUACCUCAAUGCCAACAAAUUCGUCCACCGGGACCUGGCUGCCAGGAACUGCAUGGUGGCCGAGGACUUCACCGUCAAGAUCGGAGACUUUGGCAUGACGCGAGACAUCUACGAGACGGACUACUAUCGGAAAGGAGGCAAAGGGCUACUGCCGGUCCGCUGGAUGUCCCCUGAGUCUCUGAAAGAUGGCGUUUUCACCACCAACUCUGAUGUCUGGUCAUUCGGGGUAGUGUUGUGGGAGAUAGCUACCCUUGCAGAGCAGCCUUACCAGGGCAUGUCCAACGAGCAGGUAUUGCGCUUCGUCAUGGAGGGAGGACUCCUGGAUAAGCCGGACAAUUGCCCAGACAUGCUUUUCGAGCUGAUGCGGAUGUGCUGGCAGUACAACCCCAAGAUGCGACCCUCCUUCCUGGAGAUCAUCAGCAGCAUAAAGGAGGAGCUGGAGCCGUCCUUCCGGGAGGUGAGCUUCUUCUACAGUGAGGAGAACAAGCCCCCUGACACCGAGGAGCUGGACAUGGAGGUAGAGAACAUGGAAAACGUUCCGCUGGACCCUGCUUCCACCUUGGCCCCAGCCUCCUCCCAGGCGGCCCAGCCCAUUGCCCCAGGGACUCCGCUGGCCGCGGGCCCCACCCCCUCCACCUCCCCCCCUUCCUCCACGACUUCUCCGGGCGUGGCCCUGGACAAGCACUCAGGACAGGCAGCAGCCAACGGGCCCGUGGUGCUACUGGGUCCGGCCUUCGACGACACGCAGCCGUACGCGCACAUGAACGGCGGCCGUAAAAAUGAGCGAGCGCUUCCGCUGCCCCAGUCAUCGGCCUGCUGAUUCAUCCCCCCGCACCCCUUUCCCCCCUCAUACAGGGUAACUCAUCAUCCCCUCACCCCCUUUUUGUCUAUGUUGUCACAUGUACUUUUUUUCUCACCUGAAGAGUCAAACUCAAGUUGAUAACCAGAUAGACAAUAAAUUGCUACUGUAAAUCAGUAGAUUGCUUAUUUUUAUGAUUAUUAUUCAGAUUAUUAUCUUCAUUUCACCACAGCAAAGGAUUUGGGAGAAGUCCAAGUGCAUAGGACACUAAAAAGCUAACGUAACGCUCUGGCAAUAUUAAAGAUCACUCACCUAACCAUCACACUGGGGAGCUGCAACUGGCACCUCAUUUGUGUUUUUUUUUUUUAUCUUUUUCCUAAAGGAAGUUAAACAGGUAUAGCACAUUCUCUGCCAGAGAGUCAUAUUAAAGAGAAAUUUGCAUAUCAGCCAGCAAGCCCAACACCUGAGCACUUUUUAUUUUAAAUGACAGGUUUUUUUGUGUGUGCAUGCAUGAAAAGUGUAUGUGUGUUUUUAUAGAAAAAUGCACAUAUUAUUCUUCGCCAUGCUGCGCAUCUCUUCCUCCGAACUGUUUCUUCAUCAUCACAUUUCUCUUCCACGGAGGAGUGGAGAGGACCUCCACUGCUAGGAUUGCUGUUGGUCCUCUGUGUGUUCGAACCGUUCACCUGAUUGGUCAUGUUGACCAUUGCUCCACCCGUCUUUUUCAGUAAAUUUCAGAUGCGUCAAUAAAAAGAUGGAUGGGCCUUUUUGAAACUGCCAAACGUUUGCCAAAUCAAUGCUUCUUUUUUUGUAUUUAUCAUCAUGUUCAUGUUCUCUCCUUUGCUCCCCAACAAUUCUUUCAGUUGGACAAGAAAGGAUUACAAUCAAGGAACUAAGCUCUUACACUGGCUUCACUUUUUUUAUUUGUUUAUUUUUUUAUGUCAUAAUUUGCAAUCAACUUGGUAAAGGAGUUGGUCUACUCUCCCCUUUGGAAUGGCUCUGAUUUUGACUGUGAAAUGGCCGUGUCCACUGCAGAAUGGACAGAGAUGGACAGCUCUGACGGUGUUUUUUCAAAUGAAAUGAGAACAGUGUGGCACCAAACGAAGACAAAUAAACAUGCACCGACUGCUGAGCCAAAUAUGAAGCAUAAGGGAUUGGCUCGAAAAUGAAGCAAACAGUGUGGGGUAGGGGGAUAGCUGGUUUCAACAUUUGUUUGGAAUGACAAGCAUUUGUUUGCAAAGGAAAGUGAGGCAUUGUACA
This is a messenger RNA of Colossoma macropomum (tambaqui), 6623 nucleotides long. It is a transcript of the gene igf1ra, whose product is annotated as insulin-like growth factor 1a receptor. Lineage: Eukaryota; Metazoa; Chordata; Actinopteri; Characiformes; Serrasalmidae. The transcript has 21 exons. Bases 1203 to 5387 code for a protein of 1394 amino acids. The record is from RefSeq and is a predicted model, not a curated record. Gene Ontology annotation, cellular component: axon; membrane; insulin receptor complex. Gene Ontology annotation, molecular function: insulin receptor substrate binding; ATP binding; phosphatidylinositol 3-kinase binding. Gene Ontology annotation, biological process: positive regulation of MAPK cascade; insulin-like growth factor receptor signaling pathway; positive regulation of kinase activity.